Oncorhynchus gorbuscha (pink salmon) is the source of this 3631-nucleotide messenger RNA. RefSeq names its product protocadherin gamma-C5-like. The coding region runs from base 256 to 3162 and encodes 968 amino acids. The record is from RefSeq and is a predicted model, not a curated record. Gene Ontology annotation, cellular component: plasma membrane. NCBI's taxonomy places the organism in Eukaryota, Metazoa, Chordata, Actinopteri, Salmoniformes, Salmonidae. The transcript is spliced from 4 exons. Gene Ontology annotation, molecular function: calcium ion binding. Gene Ontology annotation, biological process: homophilic cell-cell adhesion.
CCAGAGAGGAGCAGAGCAGAGGAGACGAGUGUGGAGAGUUUUAGCGGAUCCUUCAUGGAGUUUUACUUUUCCUCUUUAUUUUCCGUAUAGAAUUAGGGCGUCAUGAUAACUUCUAAACUUCCCACCGCACUUUUUCUUAAACGGAAGUGUUUACCGACAGCCUUGUAGCGUCGUUUUCCCGAGACUAUAGAUGAGUUACGGUAAAAUAUUAACUUUGAACAUUUUCCAUCCCCCGGACCCCGCGGAUCCCUCAUAAUGGAAUCCAGACAGAGGAAAGGCUACGGAGGGUGGCGAGUGCUGAGUCUAUGGUUUUCUCUGGCGUGCUUUACAGGCGCGACCGCGCAACUCAGCUACUCUAUUUUGGAGGAGCUAAGACCCGGGGCUGUGGUCGGGAAUAUCGCUAAGGAUUUGGGCCUCACGGCUCAGAGGAUAAUUCAGAGAAAAUUGCGGGUGAUCUCGGAAUCUAACGCUCAGUACUUCGAGGUAAACCAUGCGACUGGGGAUUUGGUUAUUAGACAGACAAUUGACAGGGAACACAUGUGCGAAUUAAGUUCAACGUGUUCACUACAUCUUGAGAUUGUACUUGAGAACCCUUUAGCAAUACAUCGGGUUCUUGUGGAUAUUGUGGAUGCGAAUGACAAUGCGCCGCAGUUUUCCACUAAGAAUAUUUCCUUGGAGAUAUCAGAGGCGGCCGCACCGGGCACCCGGUUCCGACUGGAGAGUGCGCACGACCCAGAUGUGGGUAUCAACUCUCUGCGCACUUAUCACCUAGCACCCAACGACUGCUUUGUUUUGAAUGUGGAAACGAAAAGUGACGGGAGUAAGUUCCCGGAAUUAGUUUUAGAGAAGGCUUUGGAUAGGGAGACGCAGGCCUCGUUUCGCCUGUUGCUCACUGCGGUAGACGGGGGAAAGCCGGAGAAGUCGGGAUCCACUCUUUUACUCAUAAAAAUUCUGGAUGUCAAUGACAAUGCGCCCGUCUUUGAAGACCCGGUGAAAAAAGUUAGCAUUUUGGAGAAUGUUGAACCGGGCACUUUAGUAACGAAACUGAACGCGACCGAUGCGGAUUACGGUCAGAAUGGGCAGAUCUCCUUCCUGUUUAGUAAAUACACGCAGGACCGGGUGCUCAAGCUAUUCAGCGUGGAUUCUAAAACCGGGGAGAUCCGUGUAAAUGGCCAGGUGGACUAUGAGACAGCGAAUGAAUAUCACAUCACCGUGCAGGCCAGGGAUGGUGGAACCCCCGCCAUGGAGGGUUCCUGUAACAUUAUAGUUGACGUCACUGAUGUGAAUGACAAUUCUCCAGAGGUAACGUUGACGUCACUGACCAGUCCCAUCAGAGAGGACGCAGCUCCUGGUACAGUCAUCGCCCUCAUCAGUGCAAAGGACCUGGACUCUGGUAAGAAUGGGGAGGUGACAUUAAAGGUCCUGUCCGGCCUGCCCUUCAAACUCAACUCUGCCUUUGGUGAGCACUACAAUCUCGUCACGGAUGGCAACCUGGACCGAGAGACCAUGGCAGAGUACACUGUGGUCAUCAUGGCGACCGACGCGGGCUCCCCUCCCCUGUCGUCGCGGACGACCUUCGUGGUCAAGCUAUCAGAUGUGAACGACAACGCUCCUUCAUUCUCCCAGCCCUCCUAUUCAGUGGACGUCCCAGAGAACAACGAUCUCAGCACCCCCAUCACCAUGGUGACGGCCUCUGACCCGGACACAGGGGACAAUGCCCGUGUCUCCUUCUCCAUCCUGCCCAGCAUGGUUCAGGGCUCCCUCAUUUCCUCCUAUGUCUACAUCAACCCAGAGACUGGACAUAUCUACAGCAUGCGCACCCUAGACCAUGAGACCCUCAAUGCCUUCCGUAUCGAGGUGCAGGCCCGAGACGCCGGGGCGCCACCCCGGACUGCCAACGUCACCGUGCAUGUGUUCGUAGUGGAUCUUAACGACAACGCGCCCCUCAUCAUAUAUCCGCCCUUUCCCCAGGACAUGGGGCUGCUGCUGAGUGUACCCCAGUCGGCUGGGCCGGGUCAUCUCAUUAAUAAACUAGUAGGGGUGGACCCUGAUAGUGGACAUAACGCUUGGCUGUUCUACUCCAUCGCCCCAGGGCCACACGCUGGUCUCUUCCGCAUCGGCCCCCACACUGGGGAGCUCCGCACCGCCCGCAAACUAGCCGAGGAGGAGGGCGGCUCCGCCUAUGACAUCAUCGUGGUCGUGCAGGACAACGGCGAGCCCACUCUCUCCACCACUGUGGCCAUCACAGUGACCGUGGAGGAGAAGGGCACCAGCGACGCCGCCACGGACCACCGGAAGACGUCUGUGACGCGUCGCACCGGCAUGCCUGACAUCACCCUGUACCUCAUCAUCUCGCUGGCCUGUGUCUCGGCCGUGUUCUUCCUCACCUUCCUCAUCCUCAUGGUGCGAUGCCUCCGCCACCGCAGCGACCUCGGAGGGACAGGCUGCUGCUACAGCCGCCACCGGCCCAGCAGGGCCCACCAUCAGAGACCCAGCAAGGACCUCCACCUGCAGCUCAACACAGACGGACCCAUCCGUUACAUGGAGGUGGUGGGAGGAGCUCAGGACCCCCCAGGAACACGGACCUACAGACCCUGCUACUCCACCAUCUCCAGCCGAAGUGACUUUGUGUUUGUCAAGACGCCCAUGAUGAGUCACAACAACACCCUCAGCAUGACACUCAACAGGAAGCACCUAAUGAACUCAGCCAUUGAGCAAAAGCCUCCGAACGCUGACUGGCGCUUCACACAAGGACAGAGACCUGGACCCAGUGGGGCUGGAGGUCCCCCUGAGAUGGCCAUGGGAACAGGACCCUGGCCCAACCCCCCCACUGAGGCCGAGCAGCUCCAAGCCCUGAUGGCCGCAGCCAACGAAGUGAGCGAGGCGACCGCAACCCUGGGGCCGGGCACCAUGGGACUAAGCACCCGUUACAGCCCCCAGUUCACCCUGCAGCACGUGCCCGACUACCGCCAGAACGUCUACAUCCCUGGCAGCACCGCCACCUUGACCUCCAACCCCCAGCAGCAGCAGCAGCAGCAGAUGGCAGCCCAACAUCAGGCCCUGCAGGCCCAGCCCUCUGAGGCCGCCCCUCAGCCUGAACCCCCCAAGGCUGCCCAGACUCCCGCCUCCAAGAAGAAGUCCACCAAGAAGGAGAAGAAGUAGGAUGGGUGGAGGAUAGAUAGAUAUGGAAAAUACGAUGAGAAAAGAAAAAAACGAUCCGAUGAGGACUGAAAUCCCACCCCCCCACCCCCUACGUCUCCUCUCAAUGCGUUUACUCUAACCAGGGUCUGGAUUCUAUUGGUCACGCUCAUAUGAUAACACGAAAUAUGGAGAUGUUUGCGAAUGUUUGUCUUUGGGCUCUUGAAUCUGGAAUGCGUUGUAGGUUUAAGAGCGAACAGCGUUGACAUUUUGUUUUUGUUUUCUUGCUGAAAGCUAUCUAGAAACAGGUUUUUGUUUUCUUUCUGAAAGCUAUCUCGAAACAGGUUUUUGUUUUCUUUCUGAAAGCUAUCUAGAAACAGGUUUUUGUUUUCUUUCUGAAAGCUAUCUAGAAACAGGCUUUUGUUUUCUUUCUGAAAGCUAUCUAGAAACAGGUUUUUGUUUUCUUUCUGAAAGCUAUCUAGAAACAGGUUUU